AUGGUAAUUGGUUCAUAGUAAAGAGACCAAAAAUCGAACCGGCAUGUGGGACAAACCCCACUAACCAGCAAAAUUCCAGCAAUUAUCCUCUCUCCCUCUUCUUCUCCCAAGCCGCAACAAACAAAAAUCUUCUUCUUUUUAACACAGAGAAAGAUAAAGAGAAAGUGGGGGAGGGAGGGAGAGAGAGAGAGAGAAAGGGAGCCAGCCUUGGGUCAUCAUAAAUAAAUAAUAAAAAUUAAAAAAAUCCUUCAAUUUUAGAAUAGAAUAUACCAUCAUUUGUCACAGCCAUCCAAACCUAAAAAUUCUGUUCCUAUCUCUAUCUCAAAACCAAAACCGAAAAAAGUUGAGCAGUUUCUUCAUAGCCCUGAUGAAGAAACCCGUUUCAGAUUUCCUUAAUUAUAUCUGUAUCUAUAUAUUUUUUCUGUUUUAUAGCAUGGAGUGAAGAGUGAUCGCUGAGAUUUAUUUUUAUUUUUUUGUUUUUCUUGUGAAUUUUGGGGCCAGAUCUAAGUGGGUUCUUGGAAAUUCAGAUUUUUGUUCUUGGGUUGCAAUUCGAUUGGCUGGAACUUGGAAGCAUAAGCAUCUCCAUCUCUCUGUCUCCAAUACCGGUUGGUACCCAUAUCGUCAGAUUCUAAAUUCUGUUUCAUUGAUUACUUUUGUGUACGGGCUCCAAAUCGUGCCAGAUCUGAUGAUGUGAUCUUACACUACACUUCUAGAAAUCUGCAAGUUCUAUUGCUUCUAAGAUAUAUAGUUUUAUAUACCCACAAAAACAUACAAGUUCUUUGUUGAUUUCUGAAGAAGAUAAAAGCAAGUUUUUCUGAUAUUACGGAAUGGAUAUAGAUGAUUUUCGUUCCAUUCUGGAGAGUUCAGGCGUUGACGUCUGGACUUUUAUAGACACGGCCAUUCUGGUGGCUUCUUUGGAUUUCGGUACAGAAUUGAAGCAGCGGAGAGAUAAGAUUGUGGAAAUGCUAUACACAUCUUGCUCGUCUGGUCGGUGUAGGAAUUGCGAUUUUGAUGUGGGCAGGAUUAGUAAUGAGCAUGAAAUGAAAGAAAAUAGCCAUGAAGUAAAAGUAGGAGGAGGAGGUGGAAGUGGGUCUCCUUCAACAACGCCAAGGUCUAUUCAUGGGGACGAAGAAGAUGAUGACGAUGAAUUGGAUCCAUACGCAGGAUUGUUUGAUGAUGAGCAGAAGAAGAUUUUGGAGAUCAAACAACAUCUUGAAGAUCCUGACCAGUCUGAAGAUUCUCUGGUUGAUUUGCUUCAAAGUUUAGCAGAUAUGGAUAUAACCUUCAAGGCACUCAAGGAGACUGAUAUUGGAAGACAUGUCAAUCGUUUGCGAAAGCAUUCAUCCAAUGAUGUUCGAAGAUUAGUUAAACAACUUGUCAGUUGUUUGGUUUCCAGGAAAUGGAAGGAAAUUGUAGAUGAAUGGGUGAGGUUAAAUCCACAAGGAGAGCAUGCAUCCUCUGCUCUAAUGGCUGAUGGGGACUCCCCACAGCAGAAAAUUCCCCAGAACUCUCUUCACCAGGUUCCUGAUUUUGCAUACUCUCCCAAUCCUCAUAAUGGAAGUUCUGGUUCAGACAAGAAUAAUUCAGAAUCAGAACGAAAGCCAAAACUGGUUCCUCGAAAAGAAGCUCCACCCAGACCUACCCAACAAUCUGUUCCUGUAUCUGCAUCUGCUUCUCACAAUGUACAGAGACAGAGAGAGCAGCAACAAAGAGAGAGAGAUUUUGAUUCUGAGAGGCUUGCUUCCGCGAGGAAGAGGCUUCAAGAGAAUUACAAAGAAGCCUUAAAUGCCAAGAAGCAAAGAACAAUUCAAGUGAUGGACAUACAUGAGAUUCCAAAACCCAAGAAUGCCUUCUUUGCAAAGAACAAAGGUGGCGGUUCUCAGGGGAGGCACUGGUGAUUUUGGCAGAGAUUUCAUUAAAAAGGGUCUUUCUUGGGGGACACAGGAAAAUUCUGGGUCCAAUUUAUCUUUUUUAUAUUGUUUUUUUUUUCUUAACUUAAAAAAGCACAUUUUUCUUUAAUUUUCUUUAUGAUCAAAAAGGAAAAACUUGACAAGCUCUUUGGAAAAUAGAGGUUUGAGGACUACUUGUGAGAGUGUAAUUGCUGUCUAAACUUGUAAGAGCAUAAUUCUGGCAUAAACAGAGGGUUCUCAAUUUUUUUUAUAA
Molecule: messenger RNA, 2163 nt
Organism: Hevea brasiliensis (rubber tree)
Lineage: Eukaryota; Viridiplantae; Streptophyta; Magnoliopsida; Malpighiales; Euphorbiaceae
Product: probable mediator of RNA polymerase II transcription subunit 26c
Exons: 9
Coding region: 828-1898 (356 amino acids)
Cellular component (GO): nucleus
Source: RefSeq, a predicted model, not a curated record